Telopea speciosissima is the source of this 1344-nucleotide messenger RNA. RefSeq names its product serine acetyltransferase 2-like. Lineage: Eukaryota; Viridiplantae; Streptophyta; Magnoliopsida; Proteales; Proteaceae. Gene Ontology annotation, molecular function: L-serine O-acetyltransferase activity. The record is from RefSeq and is a predicted model, not a curated record. Gene Ontology annotation, cellular component: cytoplasm; cytosol. The transcript has 10 exons. The coding region runs from base 172 to 1218 and encodes 348 amino acids.
UGAUUCUAGUGAAUAGGUUUCCUAGCAACUUCGUCAUCAGCUCUCACCGUUCUUCCGAACAACAUUUGGACGAGAAGAAACGCCAGUUUCGCUGUUGCAUGAGUUACCUCUCGAUUCAUAGAUAAUAGUCCAGGCUUUUCUCGCGCUCGAAACCAAACCCUAGUUGUUGGGAUGGCCCAUUUGAGCGACGAGAGGUCUUCUCUCUGUGAAAUGCUUUCUACCUUUACUCUUAUUGAAAACGAAGAAGAGAAGAGAGAAGAGGAAAAGCCGAAGAUUUAUGCUUCGAAAUUCAUGGAGUAUCGACUGGAAAGGGUCUUUCCUGUUUAUGCUCUUGGGUACGCCGAGCUAGACAUUAAUGCGGUGGCUUCAAUCAAUAACUCUGCCUCUUCUACCUUUGACCCAAUCUGGGAUGCUAUGAGAGCAGAGGCGAAGUCAGAGGCAGAGAAGGAGCCAAUUUUGAGUAGCUUCUUGUAUGCCAGUAUUUUGUCUCAUGGUUGUUUGGAGAGAGCAUUAGGAUUCGUCCUCGCCAAUAGGCUCCAAAACCCCACACUCUUGGCGACGCAACUAAUAGACAUAUUCGAUGCUGUAAUGAUGCAUGAUAGAGGUAUUCAACGCUCAAUUCGCCUGGAUGUGCAGGCAUUUAAAGAUAGGGAUCCUUCUUGUCUGUCAUAUUGCUGGGCAUUGUUGUAUCUUAAGGGUUACCAUUCCUUGCAAUCAUACCGCGUAGCACAUGCUUUGUGGAAUCAAGGACGCAGAAUUUUGGCAUUGGCAUUGCAAAGCCGCAUAAGCGAGGUUUUUGGAGUUGAUAUACACCCAGCUGCGAAAAUUGGAGAAGGGAUACUAUUGGAUCAUGGUACGGGUGUAGUAAUUGGUGAGACUGCUGUUGUAGGAAAUAGAGUUUCAUUAAUGCAGGGUGUAACUUUAGGAGGCACUGGGAAGGAAACUGGUGAUCGUCAUCCGAAAAUAGGUCCUGGAGCACUUAUUGGAGCAAGCGCGACAAUACUUGGGAAUAUUAAAAUAAGUGAAGGUGCCAUGAUUGCUGCUGGUUCCCUUGUACUAAAAGAUAUUCCUCCACACAGCAUGGUGGCAGGAAAUCCAGCAAAGGUGAUUGGAUGUGUAGGAGAACAAGAUCCAUCUCUGACAAUGAAACAUGAUGCUACCAAAGAUUUUUUCCAGAAUGUAGCUGUUAAUUCUAAAGAUGGGAAAUCCAGUGGAUGACUGAAGAACCUGUGAAGUCACAAAAGAAGAGUGACUGGAUACCCUGAAGAGGCAUACACUCAGUAUAUACUUGUCACUAAUGUUGUAAUGCAUGAUUUCAGUGACUUGGUCUCAUCAAAUGUGUUG